Molecule: messenger RNA, 450 nt
Organism: Paramuricea clavata
Lineage: Eukaryota; Metazoa; Cnidaria; Anthozoa; Malacalcyonacea; Plexauridae
Source: the annotation of a GenBank genome assembly
ACUGUAGUUAGUGACAAUGGUCCUCAAUAUUCUUCACAUCAAUAUAAAACAUUUGCGAAAGACUGGGGUUUCCAGCAUGAUACGUCAAGCCCCAGAUACCCAAAGAGUAAUGGAUUUGUAGAAAGUGCUACUCAAACUGUAAAGAAGACCAUAAAAAAGGCUCUUCAAAGUGGCGAUGACCCUUGCCUUGCACUACUUGCAUUACGUUCAACUCCUGGAACUGUCAAUUCCCCUUCCCCAGCAUUUAAGUUAAUGAAUCGCCAUCUUCGAACGCCCCUACCUUCAGUAAAAACUGAGAAAAUAUCACCUACUUUGCUUGGGUCACAAAAGGUUAAAGAGUGUCACGUUCAACAUUCAAAGAAUUUGCGACCUCGUAAAGAAGGACAAUCAGUACGAAUUAGGGAUGGUAAAACAUGGCAUGUGAAGGGAAAAGUAAUGGAAAGAGUUUAG